This is a messenger RNA of Myzus persicae (green peach aphid), 856 nucleotides long. RefSeq lists its product as uncharacterized. The transcript has 3 exons. The record is from RefSeq and is a predicted model, not a curated record. Bases 120 to 764 code for a protein of 214 amino acids. NCBI's taxonomy places the organism in Eukaryota, Metazoa, Arthropoda, Insecta, Hemiptera, Aphididae.
GACCACGGUACCCGGCAUCGGCAUCACACUACAUCUCCACAUACGUCAAGUAUACACAACGACCACAGGUUGAAGUUUGCAGAUUCGUUGUACCUAGAAGAAAUCAUACCAAACACGAAAUGGCUUCUUUCAAGUAUCUGAUAUUCAUCGCCUUGGCCGUGUACUCCGUUGCCGCCGAAGAAGGAGUGAGAGCUAAGAAACACGCCUAUAUCGCCGCUGCCCCAGCUCCGGUUUUGGCUUACUCUGCCUCAGCCCCUGGAUCGUUCUCGUAUGGAUACUCAGCAUACCCAGCAGCAUACCCAGCAGCGUACCCAGCAGCUUACCCAGCAGCGUACCCAGCAGCUUACCCAGCAACAGCUUAUGCCGCCCACGAAGACGAUGGCCAAUACUGGCCCGGAAAAUACGAAAAGGUCUCCCUCCCAGCACCUUACGUGGCUGGACACUCGAGCCAUCACGAAGACGACGGUCAAUACUAUCCCGGCAAAUACGAAAAAGCCUCCCUCCCAGCACCUUACGUGGCCGGAUAUCCGAGCCAUCAUGAAGACGAUGGUCAAUACUAUCCUGGCAAAUACGAAAAGGUCUCCCUCCCAGCACCUUACGUGGUCGGACACCCGAGCCACUCCGAAGAUGAUGGCCAAUACUAUCCCGGCAAAUACGAAAAGGCCUCCGUCCCAUCAGCUUACGUGGCCGAACACUCGAGCCACUCCGAAGAUGAUGGCCAAUACUAUCCUGGCAAAUACGAAAAGCCCGAACACCAUUACUGAAAACUCUCACACAACAAUGAUUCUCAUCCUUCCGUAGUCUUUUAAUUCGACUUUUAACAAUAAAAACGUGAUCUUAAUUUUUCAUCAAUCAA